Candidula unifasciata is the source of this 762-nucleotide messenger RNA. NCBI's taxonomy places the organism in Eukaryota, Metazoa, Mollusca, Gastropoda, Stylommatophora, Geomitridae. The record is from the annotation of a GenBank genome assembly.
AUGCAUCGAUCUUACUAUCCUAUUCUUCCAUCCCAAAACAAGUUUCUCCAAAAGAGGUGGGACGAUAAAUAUUACAGUGAACAUGUGAAAAAGGUUCGAGAUGCAGCUCCAGUUGUCGACACCAGACCUCCAGCCACGUUCUUGCACCUUCACCUCAGACUCAAGAAAUUACAGCUUGAAGAAGAGCGACUGUCUACAAUUGAGAGAGAUAACAGACUUCUUCUUGAGAAAAUGUCUUAUAUCAUGAGGACCAGAGGCAGAGUUGACAACAGAAACAACUACAUGAACAAAAGCCUCAACCUUGAAAAAAGAAAGCGUGAGCUCCUGCGAGUAACCAAAGAAAACCAGCUGAUCCUGUAUCGUAUCAACAUGAGGAAACCGGAAUACAACCAUCAGAAGUGGCAGCUUGAAUGGGAAAAGAACCAGAAGUUCAUGGACAACAUUUCAGCGUAUCCGGUUGACUGGUGGAUCAAGGAAAAGAAGACGCCCCGAAGUGGGAAAUCAGGCAGAAAAUCAGCACAUGAAACACAAGAAGACAAAACAAAGAAAGAAACAAAACAGAAGGAUGAGAAUGCGGAAAAGGAAGUUGAAGAACAAAAAACAAAUAUCAAAACAGAACAAGAAACUGAGAAGGAUACGAGACAAAAAGAUGAGAAGAAGAAAAAGAAGAAGAAGGAAGCAAGCAAAAUUAAAGAUGAGGUCAAAGUUAAAGAACAACUUCAGGUACCAGUAGAAGAUGACGCUAGGGUAGAUGAAAAAUAG